AAGUGGGGAAUGGGAGAAGCAUGCCCAUUUCAUAAUUGAAGGAAUCGGAUCUGGGCUGGUGCGGAAUCAGCCGAUGCCGAGGUUCAGUUAAACAAUACAGCAGGUGGUUUCCCCUUGGCGCUUUUUUCUCUUUCUCUAUCUCUCCUUUUUUUUUUUUUUUCGGCCCCCUUUUUGUCCCAGCCAAAAGAGGAAGAAGCAAACAAGGCGAGGUUGUUAGGUACUUUUAAAGAGGGAAAAGGAUGUCGAAUUCCAUUUCUCUCCCGGCAUUCAAUUCCGAUUGACUAGAAAAGUUUAGCUGGAUCAAGGAUUAGCGUUGGCGGUUCUGGAGUUCUGAGGAGAAGUCCAAAAUAAUUGAUGGCGUAUAGGAGGAGGCAGCAAUUAGGUAAGGCUUCCACUUUCAAAGAAGAAAUUGGGAGUCCGUAUAAUCCAGCGCCUCCUCCUCCGCUGCAGCUACCGGACGAUGUUGACGGCGACGGCGGCACUUCAUCGCCUUCCGCAUCCUCUCUCGCUGCUAAAGCAAUCAGAGCCUCUUCUGCUCAUCGCGACUCGUCUCUCUCGUCCGCCUUCUCCUCUCCUCGCGACUCCAAUCCCCUUCGAUCCUCGUCUUCUUCCUCUUCCUCGCCCAAGGGGUUUUCCAGCUAUGAGUAUACGUCAAUGAAAAGCUUGAAUGAACCUAAACAAGGAUUUUGGGGUGUACUUGCUAGAAAAGCUAAAGCCAUUAUAGAUGAUGAUAAUGCAUCCCAACAGCAUGAAACACCAGGAAGGACAACACCGCAGAUGUCUGGUAGAGCAACUAGAGGCCAGUAUGAUGGGACAUACUCGUCAUAUGAAAGCCGUCCGAAGAAAGACAGCCCUACUUUACAAAAGGGACUAGGUGCUCUGGCUUCUUCGCUUAAUUACAUUGGCGGGACGAUUGGAAAUGCAUUAGAAGAGGGUCUUGCAGUUGUGGAGAAUCGCACUGCAGACAUCAUUCAAGAAACACGCAAGCUGCAAAUUAGGAAAAAAGGAAGUGGUUCUAUACCUGAGAACCAGACUUCGAAUACUGGUAGUUUUCGGCAACAACCAUUGGGCCAGACCCAUGUGCAACCCCGGACACAUGCAGAAUUGGAAAUCCAAUUGAAAGCAUCUCGCGACGUUGCAAUGGCAAUGGCUGCAAAGGCAAAACUUCUUUUACGGGAACUGAAGACUGUCAAAGCAGACCUAGCUUUUGCUAAAGAGCGCUGUGCUCAGCUGGAAGAAGAAAAUAGAAUUCUCAGAGAAAGUCGUGAAAAAGGAGACAACCCAGAAGAUGAUGAUUUGAUACGGCUUCAACUUGAGACACUUUUAGCUGAGAAAGCUCGCCUGGCUCAAGAGAAUUCUGUUUUUGCACGGGAGAACCGUUUUCUGAGGGAGAUUGUCGAAUACCACCAGCUUACCAUGCAGGAUGUUGUGUACCUUGAUGAAGGGACUGAGGAGGUCACUGAAGUUUACCCUGUUAAGGUGCCUUCGACCUCUAAUCUCCUAUCGCUUGGAACAACGCCACCUUCAUUACCACUGUCUCUGGCAUCUCCAUUUGCUUCUCAUGAUGCAACUCCAUUAGUGACUCGUGAUAUUGCGGUGCAUCCAGUUCCAUCCUCGGAGCCCAAAGACGUCUUCCAAUCUGUCACCCCACUUAGUUCCUAUAUCCCUAUGCCAAAUGAAGAUCUGGGGAGACACUAAUUUAUUUGCUUGGAUGGACUUUGUCUGAUUUUUCUCCUUCAACAGAGGUUUGAUGAAACAAAAGCAUGGCCAUUGUGGUUGAAUCGGACAAAGCAGCUUUCAGAUGUGGUCGUGAAUGCUUGCGUUUUGGAUGCGGUUACUUUCAGGGGAUUCGUUAGAUUAUUCGCAUUCUGAUGCUUCUUGUUGCGUAUUUUUACAUCAUUCUCUGGAUUGUUCCAGUGCUUAGAGCUCAAUCAGCUGCCGAAUUAUCUGCGCGCUCACUAGAUUCACUACUUCAAGACUAUGCUUUCAGGGCGUUGGUUGUUCGGCCCAGAACGGGCAUUGUCUACGAUGGCAACGUGCCAUCCAACUUGACAGGGAUUAAGGUUGCAGCAUUGAGGCUGAGAAGUGGGAGCUUGAGAAGAAGAGGGGUUAACAGCUAUAAAGAAUUUCAUAUUCCAAUUGGUGUUUUGGAGCAACCUUAUGUUGAGAGGCUUGUGUUGGUCUAUCACAACUUGGCAAAUUGGUCUUCCUUGUAUUACCCUUUACCUGGUUACACAUAUUUGGCACCAAUUGUGGGUCUCCUGGCUUAUGAUGCAGUCAAUUUGUCAGCCAGAAAUCUACAGGAAUUGGACAUCCGAGCCUCCAAAGAUCCCAUAACUAUCCACCUACCGAACGUCCAACUGGUGCCUGAAGGAUUGUCGCCAAAAUGUAUUUCUUUUGGUUUGGAUGGCUCAUUUCAAUUUGACAAUGUCAUUAACCGGAGUGCCUGUUCUGCUGCAAAACAAGGCCAUUUCUCUAUAGUGGUUGAGUUCACAGCCCCGGCUCCGGCUUCGGCUCCAGCUCCUGGUGGAGGUACCGGUAGACAGGGAGGCGGCGGUGAGAAGAACAAUCACAAAGUCUGGAUAAUCGUUGGGUCUGUGGUUGGGGGAGUGCUGCUGCUGCUACUGCUAUGUAUUCUUCUUGCUUGUCUGAGGAAGUAUAGACGGCGAAGAAACAUACAGAGAAUGGAGGAAGCAGCAGAGAGAGGGGAGCCCUUGCUAAUGGCAAAUGUUGGAUUUACGAAGGCGCCAGUGGCAUUGGAGACUCGAACUAGACCAUCAUUGGAAGAUGAUUACGUGCCCUAGUAUUUGGUUCUUGCUUGACAAUACGUUUCUGGUAAAAGUAAAACUUCAAUUCGUGACAUUAUUGAUUUAACACAAUUCUUUUUUCAAAGAUGUGAUUUUUCUUGAUUUUGAUCAAAGGCAAUAUUAUUGUUGCACUCCCUAUUCGAUUUC
Coffea arabica (coffee) is the source of this 2954-nucleotide messenger RNA. NCBI's taxonomy places the organism in Eukaryota, Viridiplantae, Streptophyta, Magnoliopsida, Gentianales, Rubiaceae. The record is from RefSeq and is a predicted model, not a curated record.